AUGUCCAAUUCAGCAGGUUUUGACAGGCAUAUUACUAUUUUUUCUCCUGAAGGUAGAUUAUACCAAGUAGAAUAUGCAUUUAAAGCUAUCAAUUCAGCAAAUAUCACCAGUUUAGGAAUCACAGGUCAAGAUUCAGCCGUUAUUAUAUCACAAAAGAAGAUCCCAGAUAAGUUAUUGGAUCCUAAAACUGUGUCCUAUAUUUUCAAAAUUACUCCUAGUAUAGGAAUGGUUGCUACUGGGUCAAUUGCUGAUGCUAGAGCUCAAGCCAUGAGAGCAAGAUCAGAAGCUACAGAAUUUAGAUAUAAAUAUGGAUACGAAAUGCCAGUGGAAAGUUUAUCAAGAAGAAUGGCUAAUAUAUCUCAAUUAUAUACUCAAAGAGCUUAUAUGAGACCAUUGGGUGUUGCUUUAACUUUUAUUCAAGUUGAUUUUGCCGAUGAAGGUAGAGGUCCACAAAUUUUUAAAUGUGAUCCUGCUGGAUAUUUUACUGGUGUAAAAGCUGUAGCUACUGGUCCAAAACAACAAGAAGCAACAACAUAUUUGGAAAAGAAAUUUAAAAAAAUCGAUGCUGUUAAAGGAGAUUGGCAAAAAACUGUUGAAUUUGCAAUAAUUGCCUUGAGUUCAGUAAUUGGAACUGAAUUUAGAAAAAAUGAUAUUGAAAUUGGUGUUGCCACUGAAGGAGAAUUUAGAAUUUUGACACCUGAAGAAAUAGAUGAAAGAUUAAUCUCUAUAGCUGAACAAGAUUAG
This is a messenger RNA of Candida dubliniensis CD36, 744 nucleotides long. RefSeq names its product proteasome core particle subunit alpha 1 (gene SCL1). Lineage: Eukaryota; Fungi; Ascomycota; Pichiomycetes; Serinales; Debaryomycetaceae. The transcript has a single exon. Bases 1 to 744 code for a protein of 247 amino acids. Gene Ontology annotation, biological process: ubiquitin-dependent protein catabolic process. The record is from RefSeq and is a predicted model, not a curated record. Gene Ontology annotation, cellular component: proteasome core complex; proteasome core complex, alpha-subunit complex; cytosol.